UCGUUGCCAUGGCAGGAAAUCUUUCCGCUAUAGAAAACUCCUUCUUUUAAAUGUGUGAAUUUGGUGUCGAUUUAUUGACAGCUUCAGCUGAUCUUGUAUAAUGGCAAAGGUACAUCUGUGCCAACAGCUUGUUUUCGACUUCAAGGAUGCAUAUAGUCGUGAAAUGAUAUACGUUUAUUAUACAAAGAGAAAUAGAUCCGAGAAAGUUUCAAAUCAACACUGAUGUCUUCCGGAGAUAGUGCAUAUGUGAGUAUGAUAUUUUAAUGAUAAUUUUAGUACAAGACAUCUUGUAAAACGUAAGCUCACAUCAUUUAAUAGCUAAGUUCAGUUUUGAUAUGAAAUUAUUUCCCUUGAAAGAAUUCAGAUUUAAAACUAAUCCCGAGAUCUACGUGAGAAUCGUGGGAGAAUAUUCUGAAAAGAGGCACGUAAACAUAGUGCAUAACUUUGAUCUUGUUGCAGUGGACGUGAUCUAUUUUGUAUUGAAGUCUUUAGUCCAGUUUCAAUCAGAGGUUGAUAUGUGAUUUCUGACGAAACAAAAUGUAAACAGGAUAUUCGUUAAUGAUCGUUGACUGCUAUGGUGUACAUAUUUGCUUGCUUGUGAUUUUUUUUCGUGUCCAAAUUAUACCCAAAAGAGGCCCGUAAAAGAGUGCAUAUUUUUAACAAAAUUUUUGUCCAAAUAUGUGGAGAUAUAUUGGUUGUUGCAAGCAUUCUAAUGAAGAAGUAUCAUUAUUGGCAUCGAAGCAUCAAAUGCCUUGUUAUUUUCUUUAUGGCAGCUAUUUGCUCUUGCUCCAGCAUUGAGUGUCAGCUGGACAAUAGUUUUUCAGGCUUGUCAUAAAUGAAUUCCUUUUAUCACACACAGUUCACUAACAAUAUACUUUUGUGUAAUGUCUUGACAGAGUGCUCACUUUAUUUUCUCUCAGUCUUUCAUUGAUGCAAGCUUGACUCUUUGACUCCCAGUAGUUGUCAAGACUGAAAUUCUCAAGAAAAUCAUAAUUUUGUUCUGUGGAAUAAAAAAACUGAACUACCACCAGAGAAGUUUCUUUUACGGGAGUGUAGUGUCCAUAUACACACAUAUACGCGUGCGUAAAGCUGAAAUCUGGAAAAAUAUGUACUUUUUUAUUACUUAAAAGCAUCUUUUUAGUAAAUUGUGAUGACCGAUAAAUUAUAACUUUUCCGCAUUAUAUUGGUGUCUUUUUGUUAGUACUUCCUAUAUCCUUUUAUUAUUCCAUAAACGGGUGACAAGAAAUAUUAUAGUGGGGUGAGAAACUGCACACACACAAUUCUGCCCAUAGACAAGCACAAAGACGUUGAUUUGGUGGCAGAUUGAAACAGAGCUUGCUCGUCUGAAGGGCAGCUGUCCGGCUCUUUGCUUGUAAUCUCCUUGAUGGCAUCACUGCUAUACCCUAUUAGUUAGGACCACAUCACAGGUGGUAAUCUCAAAAUCAAAGUGGAUGUUCAGAAUGUACGUGUUCAUGUACUCUCAUAUUUACUGAAAGCUUUUGUCCCUGGACAUCUGCUGUAUGUACUCUUUUUAAUAAGAAUUUCAAAUGUGAUGCUCAUUUUGUGUUUAAAGUGAUAUUAUCAUUUAUGUCAGAAUGAGAAAAUACUGCCAGAAAAUUGGAUAUGACAGCUGUAAAAGAGAAUUUUCCUUCCAGAGUGAAGUGAGAUGAUCAUUAAAUUUACCAUCAGUAGAAAACUAAAAGCUUUGUACAUCAUAAAAUCAAGCUAAAGUUAGUAACUUAAUACAGUUAAAUCUUGGACCAUCCUCUUUGUUUGAAAAAUCUGGAAUCUGCACAUUAAUGAGUGAUAUAUGUUGAAACAGAGGAAUUGAAGUGAAUUCAAGAGGCAACAUUGCAAAAUGCAUCCAUGAAGAACUGAGAGUGGCGGAGAGAGUUUCUUAUGUACAAUGUAUCUAAUGGUAACAUAACUUAUCACCUUACAGUAUUACCGGUUGUUGAUAUAAAAAGAAUCCUGUUUUAAUUUUUGAACCUGUGGUGAUUAUACAUAAUCCAGAUAUUUGAUUCUAUCCUUAUUUCUCUUUCCCAACUAAAGUUACUUUACCUUUGAUUACUCCUAUUUUUUAAUUCAAUUUCUUUAUUCUCAGGAGCUUAAAAUCACAGGAUUCAACCAUCAAGUGUACAUGUACUUUUCCGUCUUUUUUAUUGUAGUUUAAAUGAUUACUAAGAUGUCAUAGAGUUUAUAUCCUUUGAGGAAACUAUUACGCUUUGAUAAACUGUUUAUUUUCUAGUUACUUGUUACUCACUCUACGACAUCUUGGUUUAACGCCAAGUAUUAGACAAUAUGUUUUUCUUUGAAAAAAGUUAAAUUUUAUAUAAAAGGGUGUUGAGGCUAGCUGUUACAGCUCUCCUCGCUGAAAAAAGUGAAAAUAAAAAAGCUGUCAAACUGAACAUAUGUAAUGAUAAUAUUACUUUUGUUUAAAAAAGGUUGAAGAAAAUUUUCGCUCAAGUCCAGAUGGCCAUGGUAUUACACAGUCUGGGUCAUCUCAAGAUGGUAAUAAAAGCUUUAAAUGAUCAAAAAAUUAUUCAUUUGUUGCCUUUUCACUAUUUCACUUUCAGAGUCAUUUACACACACUUUAUAUGCUACAUGAAACACUUACAAUGUUAUAUUUUUUGAACUUUUGAGUUUGCAAACUAAAUUCUCUAGUGCAGCCAUUCAAAUGAAACCUUAGCAGCACUCUUGCAUAGAACUAUUUGAUGUACAUUUGUGUCUUGGGCAUUAUUCACAUUUUACAUUCACUAUUUUAUAUGAAAUUAAAGUUACCCUGAGCACUCGAGGUUUGUUUUGGUUUAAUAAGGUUUAAUUUCACUGGGAACACUUGCCAAGAUUCAGUAGAAACUCUAUAUUAUGAAGGACUAAGGGACUGGCAAAAUUUGGUUUCAUAAAAUAUAGGUUCAUUUUCAUAUAUUUUACUAUUACUGGGGUGAAGAAAAUUGUUCACUAUAUGGAGGACUUCGUUAUACAGAGGCUUGUUAUAUCGAGGUUCCACUGUAAUGCUUUCAUUUGACGAAUGUGAAGUUGCAUAAUAAAAUAAAAUUAAUAUUUGCGUCAAAUUUGUCAAUGGUUGACCCCUUGAUUUUUCUUUCACCACAAAAAAUGAAAUAAAAAAAGAAGAAGCAAUAUUUCUAAAUUAUAAUAAUUAUUUAAACCAGUAAAAGUCUCAGAUGAGAACUACUGAUAUCAAUAUUGUUCAACUUUAUGUAGUUAAAAUAUUCUUCAUAUUAUCUUAUUCACUUAGUGGUCAAAGCAGGAUGAUGUGUUAAGAUGUUAUUUCAUAUUUUUUUAAUUUUAGGUGCAUUACCAACUCCCUUGCAUGCAGCUGCUGUAAACGGAAAUAAAGCCCUUCUUCGAAGAUUGUUACGUGAAGGUGAGUAAAAAGAACACAGUCAUAUAAUAUUAUCUCGAUCAUUUUCAUGAAAAGCAAAGUUCAGGUUCUCCAAAAAAAUUCUGAGUACCAAACAAAAGUUUAAAAAGAAAGUUAAAGAAAUUAUUUGCAGGGUGUAAAAGAUAACUUUGCUAAUGGCAUUAAAUGAACUUUUAAAGGGUUUUAACAUACACUUAUGUCCUUAUGCCGCCCUCAGUUGGGAGAGCACCGGUCUGAUGCGGGUUCAAGCCCGGCCGGACCAACACCAGGUGCUUAUUAUAAAGUGAUAUAAAUUUGUAAUGACAUCUUGUACAUCAUAAAAUAAGGACGAAAAACCGUAGGCCCCGUCUCACAAUCCUUGCCUAUAUUAAUACUGUGGGACUCUCACACACAGAAGUAUAUAUUUGUUAACAUUUUCCUGCUCUUUACUUUUCUUUCAUGUUUUAUAUAUAACCCUUAAAUAUGCUACCAAUGGACUAUGUAAUUUUUGAAUUUAGAAGUCAGCAGUUGUGCAACAUUGAACAUUGUACUUGUACAAUGGUGAAUGAUGUACUUUCCAAAGAAAGUUAGCAUGGUUGGCUGUUCUGAUAGGUGCUUAAGAUUAAAGAUGUCCUUUGAUGUUUAAUGUAUUUCACUUUUUCACUUUAAGAUGAAAGACAAUUUCUUAACAAAGGAGAUCAAUUUGGCCGCACUCCACUGGUGAGAGUCCGUACAUGAACUAUAAUCUAAAGUCAUUAAAAAAAGUUUUAAAGUACUUUCGUCUUUAAAAUGUAUCAAAGGUGGUUACAAUAAUCACAUUUGCUGUUUAUGUGAACAUACCAGUACAUGUACUUCCUCUUGUUAAAUAUAUUGGAGUUGAGGUUAAUCGCUCUUGCAUUAGAUUAGGUGUUAUACCAGUUGAUUGUAUGUAUGUUUUUAUGUAGUACAUUACAUGAUCUGAUAAUUGAUUAGGGAAGAUGUUCAAUUGAUUAUCAUGGGGAAAAAAUUAACAAAUUUCUUAUCGGCAAAUAAAGAUUUUAAAAUCUUUUUGUGCUGUCUUUUUAAUAGUCUUAUAAUUAGAGAAUUUGAUCAGCUGAAAGCACAGAAAAAGUUCUGAGCUCAGUGGUCCACGGUUAAAAACUCAAAACGUUUGUGUUACCCAACAUUAAUUUUACUUUGACUUGCAAAAAGGUGAAAAAUAAUCAAUGGAAUUCUUAUAGUGAGAUUUUUUCUGAUCAUAAACUUUGAUUGAUAAGGUGAGUCAAUCCGAUUAUUUCCGAUGAUUGAUUAUGAAAUCUCAGCUGAUUUCCAACACUAGUAUGUACAUUGUCCUACGUAUUUCACCCCGCAGGGCACAUUUUCUGUACAAAGCAAAUCAAUGUGAUCAGUAUACUUGUAUUAUCAUUUUGAAAUUCCGUGGUUUGUUAAGCAGUAUAGCUAAUCCAUUGUUUUAUUAGGUAUACAGUGUGUUAGGAGACAGACUUGAUUGUGCUGAGACACUUCUUAAAGCUGGAGCCAAUGUAAGAGAAUUUUCUUUACUUACAUUAAGAUUCAUGUAAAUCUCCCCAGUGAUCUUUUUAACAGUUAGGUUACAUUCAUGCAUUUCAGAUUUUCAGUGGAUUGAAUACAUGCCUAUUUCUAAAUUUUCUGGUUCACGGAAAGAGAAAGAGAUCUUGGCUUAAAACCACAUUCUUCAGAUUUACUUUAUGGCCUGUACAUUGCUCACUUAAUCCAAAUAUAUAAACAUGAUUGACGGAAGCAAAAAAAUGCAGUUCAUAACUUACAGCAUAUAUCUCAUCCCUUCAUGAAGAAACUGGCCACGAAAAAUAUCUCUUUAAUACUGGAUGAAUAAUAAUAUUAUCAUUCAUCUAGUAUUAAAGAAGCAAAUCUGUAAUUUAUUUUAUUUUUUGUAUGAAUGUCUUAAUCUAGGGGCGGUGCCUCGCAUGGGAUGUUAGUCCCGUUGCACCCACCCCUUUUGGGUUUUUGCUUCUUUUUUUUUUGUGUGUGUGUGUGUGUGUGUGUGUUGUAUUACAAAUUUAUAUUGUAUUCACUAGAGGACCACCCAAUAAAGCUGUGAAAAAAAAAGCACUUUUUGGGCCGGUUUUUUGUGCCCUUUUUAAAAUGCAGUCUCUUUUUCUCUUAAAACCAUUACUUUCCUUUAGGUCAGCUCAUGUGACAUGGACGGCAGGACUCCCCUGCACUGGGCAGCUUACCAGGUAUCAAUCGACCAACUGUUCUAGAACUGAAAUUCAACAUUUAUCAGAUUUGUCAAAAACAACAUAUUUUAUGAAGGCCAUAUUGCUUGUCAAAAUUUUAUCCUAGCAGGGCCUCAUUUAUUGAUAUUUUCUGAUGACAGGGAAACUUGAAAUGUGUGAAGCUGUUGUUAGCUAAGGGAGCAAACUGGAAAGUAAAAGAUAGCAAAGGAAGGCAAGUUACAAGUUCUUGUUUCUUGGAAACUGCCCACUGACCCCUUCCCUAAUCCCCCCAAAACUUUGACUUCUUGCUUAGGGCAAAGUGUGGGUGAGGGGAUGGGUAGGUGAAGUUGGGGACUUUUCCCAGAAUCUUGUACUGAUCAGAAAGAGCCAGUUAAAAACAACAACAAAAAUGACCUUUAAUAAAAAUAUGACAAGUCAUGGAAACUUUAUGUUGUUGCAAAAUCCCAUGUGACCACAGGGGAAUGGAAAUCUAGUUGAAUGUAUUCAAAAGUUGUGAAAUAAGAAUUAAGGCGGUUCUCAGUCUAUCUGGGAUUUUCCUUUUAGUUUUUGACAGGUAAUUCUAUUUUCUUUUAUUCUGUUAUAGAACCCCACUUCACUUUUCCACCAGCCAUCAGUCUUCUAAGGUUUGUACUUUCCUUCCCAUUCAGUUGUACAGUUUAGUAUCAGUUAAUAGCAAAGACGCGUUUGAAUGACGCACGGCAACUGGAAGUGGACUUUUUUCAUUCUUGAGCUUUAUUUUUGCCCAAAUUUCUGGACAAAUCGUUUCUACAAUAAGAAAGAGACUAAGAAAUACAAUUUUGGUAUUGUCAAUAUAUUUUAAAAUGAAAAAGAUCUCACUUCUGGUUGACGUGCGUAGCUCAAAUUUUUUUUUGACCCUCAUGUACGUCUCAGGAAAUUAUGAGCAUUAGUUAGCUAUAUAAAAAUAGGUACACCAACAUAGACUGUGAAACAUUUGUUCAGAAAUUUGUGAGAAUUGAAAUUUGAGUAUUGUGGCUGCUGUUGCCUUACAAAAGUCGUAGAAAUUACACGUAUUUGUAUAUUAAAAAAUAUAUAUUAUUCCUUCUUCAAGUUAAAAACAUGGAAAUGAGUUUUUGGCUACCUUAACUUCUCUGCCCGUUGACUUGUCUCCUAUGCUUGAUGACAAUGAUUGUAAACGGGAAGUAGUUUAUCAAUUUUAUUCAUGACAUUAUCCAUUAUUUUUGUCUAAACUGUCUGAUAUUGGCAUUUUCGUUAUUUUACAUUACAGUGUCUGAGUUUGUUAUUGAAGCAAGUCCCUAAAGGUGAAGCAGAUGAACUUGAUAGUGACCUGAUGACAUCACUUCACUGGAGUGCAUCGUAUGGCAAUACCGAACAUGUCAAGUUGCUGCUGAAAGCUGGUGCUGAUGUCACACUCACUGACAAAGAAAGUUAGUAUAAUGGAAUCAACUUUCCAAGGCUCAUACAGUCAACUCUCUCUAAGAUAGACUCCUUUGGAACCGCAGGAGCCGAUCCAGAAUUUUUUUUUUUUAUUGGGGCGGGGGGGUCCAAACUUUGGUUCAGAAAGGACUGUUUAACUUUUUUGUGACAAAUUACUUCUCCCCCAUGCCCCCUCCCACCAGUCGUGGUUGCACAUCAUAAUUCCUUGGCCCUUUACCGUGUACUUGAAUUCUACUUGUAAAGGAUGCACCCUUGUAACAUCCUCCUCUUGUGCCAUAAUUGUCAACCAGCUGAGAAAGCAGAGAUGACCACGCUGGAUGCCAUUGGAGCGGGAAAAUACUUCUUUGCGAGCAGAGGCGAACAGAUCAUAGGAGGGUACCAAAAAACAAUUAUUACGUUUUUGAAUAUAUCCCUCAAAUUUAGUUUAUUGCCCAGUGAAAAAAUCAGACAGAUAAAAAGUGAUAUAUGGUCCUGACAAUGUAAGAAUUUCAGUCUCAAAGAAGCCUCAGGUCUGAUGGCUGAUGGGGGUAGGGGGUCUGGACCCCCGGGCCCUCUGGAACCGGCGCUAAGGCACUAAGUGGCCAUGUUAGAGAGAUGUCUGUCUUAUAGAGAGUCAAAUAAAAGAAGUAAAGGAAGGGAGGGACCAAUUCUAGGUGUCAAUUUUACAGAGGUGUCCAUCUUGACAAUCUUGUUUACAAUAGUUCUGAUAGAUAGUAAUAAGCAAACAAAAAACAAUAGAAUUUUCAAAAAAAUCAUCAGUCUGGAGAUUUCUUAUGUUGAAAGACCUUUAUAGUUACUGCGGAAGUGAAGCUCCUGGAAAGAGAAAAUUAAUCCAUAAAGAGGGAGCAGCAUUGCUGAAUACUCUAUCUCUGUAUGUUUUUGUAUUGAUUUAGGUACUUACAGUUGAUUAAUUUCGCUGACAAAAGAGUGGACACCCCUAAAAGACAACUACCUCUCUAAAACAGACACUAAAAGUUGGUCCCUGCCAAUAACCUAAAGAAUGUGCUUGUAAUAAAAAGGUGAUUGUUUAAACGGGUUGGGUUGCCUUAACUUGUAGAGCACAGGAGGCCCAACAUGGCUCUUUUAUCCAACUCUAUCUUGGGCAGCUUUGUAACUGUCUUCAAAAGGCGGACAUUGUCUGUGAGAUCUAAUUGAGUAUUUUUCUCUGUAUUUUAUUAGAGAGAACCCCGCUUCACUGGGCAGCAACAAAUCCUGAUCCUGCUGUUUUGAAACUCAUUUUGGUAAAUAAAAUUUGUAGACAUUAUUAAGCCCAAUAACCUGGAAUGAACAGUAACUGUAGACUUGAAGGGUUGAACUGAGAUUAUCUGAAGCUAACAGGAAUAAGGAUGGGUAUUCUGGGCCUUUGACACGUCCCAGUUAGGAGCAAACCACUUUCCUUUUUUUACUUGUCCAGUGUUUUUGAAUUAAAUCAAGAAUUUAGUGCAUUGUACAACAGCUUGUUUGUAACAGGUCAGAUUUUAAGAAAUCUUUCAGUUGACUUACGUUAUCUAAUGUUGUCUGAAGAUUGUGCCCUCCUGUUACAGUGAUCGUUUCUGAACUAUCCCGAAAAUCUUUGAGAUCUUUAAGGAGGAUAAUCUGAACAAUGUUUUUAUAAUAUGGAAACUCAAAACAAGUUAGGGUAAGAUUUCUGUACAGGCCGCCCAUGCAUUUAUUUUGCAUGCAGCUAUCCCACAGUAGUUGUCACAAACAGUUUAUACGCAUAGAGUCGAAACGUGUAUGUAUAAAGAUUGUAUGGGGCUGUGCAGAAAUCUUGUCUUAUUUUCUACCUAGUCUUACUUGUAUAAUGAUAUAAUUUUUUUCCGCUUUAAGGAUGCAAAUUUUGACAUAAUUAGCCACCAAGACAGCGAGGGUAGAACAGCUCUUCAUUUAGCUGUAGCUCAACAUAAUGAAGCGGCGGUCAGGGCGUUACUGGCUGUUGGGAAGUGUCAAGUAUCCGUUCAAGACAACAUGAAACGUUCACCACUACACUGGGCGGCUGUAUUAGGUUUGUUGCCUUCACAUUAUUAGGAAUUUUGCGCCCGUGGUACUUUAACCAAGGUAAAAGCGGCAACGCCCAAGUUUGUUUCCCGUGUUGGUCACCUUGUGACGUGUGCGUUGUGUCUUUUUACGCGGGAAAUUUCAUAGCUACGGUUCUGAUUGGUUGUUUUUUAUCGUGGGACCCGGGGAUUCAAAAUGUGAACUUUUUUAUACAUUUCCAUGGACAAGCUUAACGGAAAAUUUGUCGCACGAUAAAGUGGUUACACAUAUAGUUUUAUUUUUCCCGGAAAAAAAUGGCCUUGUUCCGUGUGGCAUAGACCCCAAGUUUUAUGAGUCAUUACUCGAGGGUUUUUCACCAAAAAUGUCCCAACAAUCAUCGCGGGAAUGAACACAGACAUUGACUUUAUCUGUGUACCCUCAGGCAACUCUCAGCUGGUGAAAUUAUUGCUGGAUAAAGGAGCAGACUUCACUGCCGCAGAUGACAAUGGAGCCACUGCACUUCAUUACGCGGCUCAGGGUAACUUCAGUGAGACUGUAGAGGUGUUCUUGUCAUUUGAUGAUAUAGAGGAUAUCCCCGAUAAAGAAGGCAGAACAGCACUCAUGUGGGCUGCUGGAAAAGGUGUGUUUUAUUCUUGUCUGUCCAAAGCUUAGAAAAUUCCCUUGAAUCGUGUGAUGGGAUUGGAAGGCUAGGUCACGUUAUUUUCAAUGCUUCUGGCUACAAGCUUUCAGCAGCUCCGUUUAUUGACAAAAUCAUCGCUUCAUAGCAAACACUGAUCACUCCCGAGCAUCGUAAGUCACACCUUCAUGCAAAUUGAGGGAAACUUUUUCUUUGGCGUUACCACAUUUCUCAGUCUUUGCUCUUCUACUCUUUUACUGUUCCAAGCAGUUAUUUUGUUAUGUCAAUCAAUUCUAUCGGCCAUUUGGAGUGUGCUUGUGACUGGGUAGAAUUGCACUGGGGGUCUAGUAGGGGUCGGGUUUUGGUGGACAAAUUUUUAACCAGUUUCCUCCGCAACCUCGCAAUAGCCAAUGAAAGAAGCGGCAGUGUCCCCAAUACACUCCCAUGAUGCAAUUCGAUACAACACCAAUCCAGUUCAACGUGCAACUUAAUAAGAAAAGAAAACUGGGCCGAGUUAACUUUCGCAAAGGCCUCUGGGACUGUGGCAAGGGUUAGGGAAAAAAUUGGCCGAUAGCUGACUGGCGCUUCCCCAUUAACGAUCCCAGAAACACUCGCGGGGAACAUUUCGUCCCCAGUUCUUCGCCCGUUUCUAAAGUGACGAAUUGCUUAUAGUUGUUUAGUAAAUGCCGAAAUUCUCUUUAAGAGCUUGACCUUUAAGUUCAUAGAACAUGGCAACACGCAACCUGACGUUUGUACAACUGAAGUGGUGAUUUUUCUUUCAGGAAGUGAAAUGGCGUUAGAGACGAUGCUAGACCACGAACUUGAUGUACACACAAAGGACAAUACCGAUGGUACCGCGCUUCAUGCAGCUGCGUAUUCUGGUCGCGUGGAUUGUGUGGAGCUGCUUGUUGAAUUUGGAGCCUGCGUUAAUGCUGUGGACAGGUUACAGCACACACCCCUCUUCCGCGCAUGCGAAAUGGGGCACACGGAAGUUGUCCACAAUUUGAUUCUAAGUGAGUGAUUGUUUUUCAGUCUGUUUCAUUAACAAGCGUUUGUUUAAAAAUAGUAGUUUUAGUGUUGCACAUUUUUGCUUUUCUUGGCCCCUCCCCCAAUUGAAGGCAAAAGGGAAUCCUGGGGAGGGAAGUGGGACUUUUCAGUCUGUUUCAUUAACAAGCGUUUGUUUUGGUGUUGUACAUUUUGCUUUUCCUCACCCCUUCCCCUAAUUGACUUCGUCUUGUUAGCACUUUGAUUUUGCUUUCACAGGCGAUAAUAUCCCUACCGUCCUUAAUAGGACGAGUUUGCAUUUCAAUGUACAUUAUUCGUCUCGGAAAUUGGGUCUGCCGCACUAGCCAUGUGUUGUUAACACCUUCAAGGGGUGGGUGGGGGACACCUCUUUUAAGUUUGGUGCUAAUUACCUUUGAAUCUUACUAUUUAUCACAGAUGGGGCGGCAAUAGACCUUGAAGACUUAGACGGUCGAUCACCGCUUCAUUGGGCUGCGCUUGGUGGUCACGCUCCUAUCUGCCUCGCUUUAGUAGAACAGGGUUUAGCUGCAGACAGCAGAGAUAAAAUGAAGUGAGUUUGACACGUGUUUCCUUUGCAAUUGAUUUUCACUUCUUCCUUUCAGUUUACAGUUGUUGGCAUUGCAUGAAAUAAAUUACAUAAUUAGUAUAGAUCAGCAUACACAAAAAUGAAUACUUACCUUGUCCCUAGGCCUCAUCAUUGCCCGCGGACUAUGUGAAAUGCAUUGACCGAGAAGGCGAGGGAAGUCGCUUUACAGAGACUAGGCUAGAUAAAUAUUACACUGACUGAAGAUAUUACGGUGGAAUGUCUGUUUUUCCGAACCUUAAAUUAUCUGGAGGUUUAAAACAUUCGGUUUAAAUUACAGUGUUUGUACUGCGAAAAAUAGGAAGGUUCCAGAAACCGAGGGAUCCGGCGGGACUCGGGAUUCUGUUGUGGUACUGUAAACACAAGAAAGGGCAAAAGAAAGAAAAGGAUAAAUGAUGUCUCCUUCUGAUUUGGGUAUACUUUGUAGUGGGCCGUGUCUUGCUGUCAUCCCCUUCUUACUAGACCCCUCUAGACACGAGUACCUCCAGAAUACACCGGAGACUUAGAGUUUGUCCCUGCCUUUCUACAGUCUACAGUUUCUUAACUGGCGAAUUGGUUUUGUUUGUAGCCGUACUCCGUUGCAAUGCGCAGCUCAUGGUGGGUUUGUUAAGUUCAUGACAGUUUUAAUAGAGCAUGGUGCGUAUGUGGAUCAUCAAGACAAAGACGGCAUCACAGCUUUACACCGGAGCUGUGCAUCGGGACAUUUGGAAGCUGUUAAACUGCUUCUUAGGAACAAAGCAUUUCCUAACUUUACUGAGGGGCACACUGACAGGUAGGUUAAAUCACUGCUAGGGUGGAGAGGGUCGAGUACUACUGAAGAAUAAUCCAUUUUCUGUCUUUUACUGAGGGGGGUACGGACAGGUGUUUGACAUUAAUACCAGUCUGUAGAGUGGUGAUGGAUGUAUAGCUUUUGUAAAUUCCACCUGUACAAGGUAGAGGCACUUGCUUGCAGUUUAAGAAAAUAUCAUUAUGAGAAAGUCAGAGAUUUUUAUAAUAUCUCUUGGGUUUUCACAGAAACUAAUUGAUGAAUCUGUUUUCAAUUCAGAUUGACGCCUCUUGAUUACGCCAUAAUUGGUGACCAUCAAGAUGUUGCUCAGGUAACAAGGGAAAACUUUAUGUAUCAAUAAAAUAGACAAAGGGUAACAGCUAGCAUUUACAAUUUGCGCUGCAAAACCCGAAAUUUCGAUUAAAAUAACAUAAUGGUAAUAGUAAUUCGGUGUUGCUGUAAAACUUUCUUUGUCCCAUUGCCCACUGUUUCCCAUGAAGUAUUUAUCGAGAUUGCUUCCCUUUUGUUCUUUUGAACAGUAUAUGAUCGAGCAAGGAGCCUUAACUAUAAAUGGAAUCGAGGAUAUUGCUUCCACUACUAUUCAGAAAUGCUGGCGCGGUCAUCGAGUGCGCAAAGGGUUUUUAGUCCGGAAAGACCUGUUCGUAAAACACGAACGGGUGAAAAAGGUCAGGAAACGUGCCAGUGUAGCGGGCCAAAGAAAGACUCCGGACUUGUGUGCUAACCAGUCUUCUCGCGGUGUGUCUCCAAGGUAUUUUUUCCUUAUUAUUUGCUUAUAAUGCCCGGAGUAAAUGUCACGUGGUAUACAUGUAGUAGUUGCUCUGGUUUGCAUUUGUACGAUUUGGGAUUAGCAAAAUCUCGCGCCAAUUUCAGCCAAUCAAUUGCAAGACGAAAACAGUGGUGACGAGCCUUCGCGCGUCCUCUCGCGCUUGGCCUUGAAAUUUGAUUGGUUCCCUAGAUGGUCUACAUCUGUUGUGAUUGGACAAAAAAAAGCUUUUGUUUUAAAGUACCCAAUUAAAAAGGCUUAUAACGAUAAAUAAAUCAACGUAAUGGAUCAAUAAGAACUUAAAGUGAUCCCAGGAGCUCCAGGUUACUUCUUGCAAACUGGUUCCAUGUUCCGAAAAAAAUUGCUAUUUUCCGCAAAUUUUCGGUAACAGCCAUAUGGAAAAAGUAUUGAUAUCAUAAAUUGGUGUGUCGGUUAGGUGUUGACUUGUAUUCGUAUGCAGUAGAAUCAUAACGUUUACGGCAAGCUUAUGUUAUUCUCGUGGUAAAAAAUGUAUGUAUUAACGUGCUUUUAUUACACUGUUCCCCCCUUGUCAGAGAAAUAGAAAACUCUACCAUGGAUAGCUCGAGAAGCCACGAAGUCAUUCUGGAGCAGGAACAACAGAGGAGAGAAAGUUUGUCUUCAAGUGAAGAGCAGAGACAGUCUCAGGUAGAUCUCUUGGUUCUAGAGUCCCAGCUGCCAAGAAGCGACGUUGCACAAAAUAUCACGACUGAAAGGAUAGUCGAUAAUUUAUCACAAGGAUUAAGCGAGGAACAAACUAUUUCGACGUCUUUACCCCUUUCACCAAGAGAGGAGGAGUCUAGAAAGCGUUCUCUUGCUAAUUCCGAGCUGGUGAAAAUUGUUUCUUCUGUGUUACUGGACGAAGAUGUGGAACUGGACGAAGGCUUUUCCUUUUCCAGCAGUAAAAGCUCUUUGAAAGAAAGUGCUACAGAAAGUGAUUUUAUUGAUAACGAGCAUUCUGAAUCAAGAGUGACCAAAAUGCACAGCGGUUUUUCAAAGACAGAGCUCGCACGAAAAGAGCGUGAACGACUUCAUUUAAUACGUACGAAAGUGAAUGCAGCGGUAACGAUUCAGCGAUGGUUUAGGAAGUGGACCUCAAUUAAACGCGAACGUAGAGAGCGCGAUAUGAUGAUGCGUGACGUGACAAAAGAACAAGAACAACUCUGUGAAGAAGUCGCUGCUCUCACGAUACAGUUAGCAUGGAGAAAACACAUGAGAACUAAGUUUGAAAAAAAGAAAACCAUAAAUAAAACCGAUAAACGGAAAAAAGCUGCCCCAACUUCUGCAUCAGGAAAAACUGAACAAAAUGAUAUAAAUAUUUACGGGCGUCCUAUUCAAGAAGGACCACAGACAGCUGUUGUAAAUUCUCGCAAGGUUAAAGGACGAGGACGCUCCCCUUACAUGAAGUAUCAACCUUCUCCCGCUGCAUUGUCUUACAACAUGGCAAUGGAUUUGUACCAUCCCCUGGGAUCGAGGCAGGGUAGUCGCACUGCUAUGGUAACUGCUAGCCCAAGAAUGAAAUCUGGGUGCAUGAAGCGAACUUAUGGAUGGACUCAUGAUGCUAAUUUUUCAAGGAAAAUUAAUGGUAAGAGG
Molecule: messenger RNA, 14374 nt
Organism: Porites lobata
Lineage: Eukaryota; Metazoa; Cnidaria; Anthozoa; Scleractinia; Poritidae
Source: the annotation of a GenBank genome assembly